CGUCGGUGUCCGCUGACACAACGGUUGUUUUGGAGGAAGUGAGAGAGCAGCGGUCUGGGUCAGCGCGCGGUCUCCUGUGUGUUACGGAAACAAAGAAAAUCGUGAAAAAGAGAAAGGAAAAUACAGUGAAAUAGUUCCAGAGACUACUCUGCCGAUUAUUUAGUUUUUUAAACGUGUUAACGUUAUAAGCUGGUUAGCUAGCUUGUGACAGCGGAAAAGACCAUAGCUAGCCGUAAUCAUCUGUAUCUGCAAGGAAAGAAGCGAGGUAGCGGAGCGCGGAAAGGCCGCCUGCUGCCCAGAGCGAGGAGGACACAGUCCGGGCUUUAACACGAUGACAUCCAGAAAGAAAGUGCUACUCAAAGUCAUUAUUCUUGGAGACUCAGGUGUUGGCAAGACUUCACUGAUGAACCAGUAUGUGAACAAGAAGUUUAGCAACCAGUAUAAAGCUACCAUAGGAGCCGACUUCCUAACAAAGGAAGUGAUGGUGGACGACAGGCUGGUCACGAUGCAGAUAUGGGACACAGCAGGUCAGGAGCGCUUCCAGUCACUGGGCGUUGCCUUCUACCGUGGGGCUGACUGCUGUGUGCUUGUGUUUGACGUCACUGCACCCAACACCUUUAAGACACUGGACAGCUGGAGAGAUGAGUUCCUAAUCCAGGCCAGCCCACGCGACCCGGAAAACUUCCCCUUUGUAGUGCUAGGAAACAAAAUUGACCUGGAGAACAGGCAGGUGACGACCAAGCGAGCACAGGCUUGGUGCCAGAGUAAGAACAACAUCCCCUAUUUUGAGACCAGUGCCAAGGAGGCCAUCAAUGUAGACCAGGCCUUCCAAACCAUAGCACGCAACGCUCUGAAGCAGGAGACAGAAGUGGAGUUGUACAAUGAGUUUCCGGAGCCAAUAAAACUGGACAAGAACGACAGGACGAAGGCUUCUGCAGAAACGUGCAGUUGCUGAGUGGGGCCUUUGCAGCUGUUCAGGUCUCCUAUGACCUCCUCAAAUCCUCCCCACACCCUCUGAAAGCCCUGUGUCCAUGACAGUUCCUAGCCCGUCUCUCCCUGCCGUAUUGGCCGUCAUCACCUGAAUCCAUCAUCACUGGCCAGCAGGAGUCAUUCAGUAUGAUGGUAGAUGAGAGUUGACUUCCAUUAUUCUGAUGUAAUGCACACGCACACACACACACACGCAUGCACACACACGCACGCACAUUUUGUUUUCCUUGUCAGACCUUCCUAUUAUUCCAGAAGUCUUAGCAUCCCCUUACCACCUAAAAAGAGCUACAGUUCCUCCUCACUCUCUGACAUUUAGCCAGAAGGAGCUUAUGUUACCUAACAAGUGGGAUUAAGAGCUUCAGGAGAUAUUUUACUUAUAAGCAGUACAUUUUGUCGAUUUUGUCAAGCCAGCCUUGUUAUAACUUGAGCUAUUUUGCUAAUUUACUUUACAAAAUGGCUAAGGUUUCUAUUAUAUGACUUAAAGUAAGUUAUUACCUACGCAGUCAUUAACGUUUUAGUUUUCCUGCAAAUUAGUUUAUGAGCCAAACAAAAGCAUACUGAUUGUGUUUGCACUUUUAUUUUGUAUUUCACCUAAACUUUGGUUCACACCUGCUCUUCGAUAUUGACAAGAAUUUCAUAAGCAUCGUGUGCUGGGAUAGUGAGCUGACACACUUAUUAACCCACUGGGCACCAGUCACAUGAAACCACAAAGCACUUAGCACUGGGGGCAAUAGUGGGGGCUCAGUCCCAUCUCUGGCCUCCUCUUCACGCUCUUUACGGCUAACUCUGCUUCUUAGAUUGAAUUCACAGGAAAAAUCUCACUAUGAGCGGAUGUCACCAGGCCUUUUAAAUUUAAAUGUAGAAACUGCUAUGUAAUUUAUUCUUAGGAUGUUAAUACUACUUUUACCGCUACUGAUACUUUUGCGAAGCGUCGUUAUUUUGCCUAACUGCAUGUUUCCCAUAAUUUCCACGCUUCCACCUGAUCGUCCGCAGGUGCCUCAGGUUGGAAAAUAUUUUGUUAUAUUACUUUUAACCAAUCAGAUACAAGUUGUGUGUUCAUGUACUGUGUUUAGAAAUUUCAUUACAUUUUGGGAAGUGGUGGAAUGCUGUACUGAGACAGGAAUGGAUAUUUAAUCCCUAUAAAAGAAAAUCUUGUAAGUACUCAUUCUGGCAUUGUUAAUUUAACAAUAAUGUAUUCGAGAAAUAAGAUACAGAUUGUUUUCAAAAUAUUUGGGUUUCAAUGUAAUAAUGAUAAUAAAAGGUUCUUGAAUUAAAUCUGUAUUUUUUGGACAAGUGAUUGAGGAUAAAUCUUAUCAGCCAACCAUGAUGAGGCGAUCUGUACAAAAAAAAAAAUAGGUGACAAAUUACACGUUCCAUUUGAUUUAAAAUGUGUAGGUGAUGGUACAAUAAAAGCAAAGACUAUUCUGAUCUUAACUUUUCGAGUACAUUUGUAAAAAUGCUGAUGUAAGGUUGAGUAAAAGAUAUAUCUAUUUACAACAA
Brienomyrus brachyistius is the source of this 2487-nucleotide messenger RNA. RefSeq names its product ras-related protein rab7. Gene Ontology annotation, molecular function: GTP binding; GTPase activity. The transcript has 7 exons. The coding region runs from base 332 to 955 and encodes 207 amino acids. Gene Ontology annotation, cellular component: late endosome; lysosome; phagocytic vesicle. Lineage: Eukaryota; Metazoa; Chordata; Actinopteri; Osteoglossiformes; Mormyridae. The record is from RefSeq and is a predicted model, not a curated record. Gene Ontology annotation, biological process: endosome to lysosome transport; phagosome-lysosome fusion.